CGGAAAAUAGGAUUUUAGUUUUGAGCUGCAGUCCUCUCUUCUAGACUCUGUGUUUUUGCGAAUCUGAUCCUGAGCGGCGGUUGAAUGUUUUUUAAACACAACAGGGCAGAGUAGCGAAAAGUGCAACGCAAGGCAAGUGCGAAGUGUAUCUUCGGGAGAAAAGUGCAGCUGCAGGCACAGCUCGCGAGCUCAAACGAAUGGUGUGUUGAUAAGUGUCUAAAAAAAGAUUUUCUCGCUCUCGGUCCCCCCGCCAUACCAACUCAUAAAAAAGUGCAAAUGCCGCGUACAGUGAGCGAAAAAAAUUCGCCGAAAAAUUUGAAAAAUUCUCAAAACACGUAAACUUUGCUAACGACAACGUGGGCACCUCCCCCACUUCUAUCAGUGAAUUGGAGAGAAUAAGUGGAGAAAGUGCGAAUCAAAGUAAUUCAGCUACCGCGUGCAGAGUUCUGCACCCCCCUGCAAAAUAUGGUCCCCCAGCACAAUCACGAUCUUCAGCUGGUAGUGUCCCAAAGUGUUGCUGGUGAAAUGAUGGAUACCACCGGUGCGGUGCAGGUGCAAAUUGGUAACAAUUCCGGAGUCCCGUUGACUUCGUUACUGGUUGACACUUCAAGACUACAACAGCAGCAGCAGCAGCAACAACAACAACAAACGGCACUAGUGAACGGUCAAACAGUGACCAUGGUGCAGCAAUUAGUCCCACCGGUGCUGUUCGGGUCACAAAUGGUGGACAAAAAUUCGAGCACACCCUACACCGAUGCAACACAGACGAAAAAGCACAGCCCCGGCCAUAUCAAACGCCCGAUGAACCCCUUCAUGGUGUGGAGCCAGAUCGAACGGCGCAAGAUCUGCGAAGUUACGCCGGACAUGCACAAUGCCGUCAUUAGCAAGAAUCUGGGCGCCCGUUGGAAGGCACUGAGUGAAGCCGAGCGGCAGCCCUUCAUCGACGAGGCGGAACGACUGCGGAAGCUGCACACCCAGGAAUACCCGAACUAUAAAUACCGUCCAAAGAAGAAACAGGUCAAGGGUUCCAGCAAGAGCAGCAGCGGCAACAGUUCGGGGUCUCCGUCUUCGGCUUCGUCCUCACCUGCCUCGUCCACGUCGUCGCGGGAUAGCUGCGGCAGUUCAACGUCGUCCUCGUCUUCCUCCUCGUCCUCUUCGUCGUCGUCUUUGUCCCCAUCGUCCGGUAAGCCACGGACGAGCCGGCGCAAUGGAAAAGUCAGCAAAAACGACAACAACAACAACAGUAGCAAUCUGAAAUCCAAGAAGACGUUGCUCAAAACGGAACGGAGGGACACCAACGGAAACUUUGAAGAGCAGUUCAUGAGCCCCCUGGUGCCGGCGAUAAAGCCAAGCUCGCCGGAAGGAGCGUCAUACUUCGAGGACAAUUCCAUGAUCUCACCGACGUUUUCAAAUGGAAUGCCUUUGGAGUUUGUCUCCAACUUGGAAGAGUUUUCAACGGACGAGUGCAGUAGGGGAUUCGUAUCGCAAAGCCUCUUUGUUGACGAUGAGGAUAACAAGAGAAUUAUUUUGAGCAACAAUCAGUACACGAAUGGUUUGAUCGAUACGAUGGAACAGAAUGGUGGAAAUCAGAUGAACGUUGACAUCAAAAGUGAGUCGUUCUUUGAGGAAGAUUGCGAAAGGUUUUCCAUGGAUGACCCAUAUCUGAACGAGGCCAUCACCAAAAGGGACGACAAUCCAUACUGUGGGAACCAUAAUGAUCAGUAUACCCGCUCGAGUCCAGUGAGUGUGAGUUCGAUGAACGAUGUAGGAUACAACGGCAUAUUUACGACGGUCAGCAUAGCCAACGGAAACCCCACCCUAGCGAGCUUUAGUGAACUGUCGAGUGCGGUUGCGUCGAACCCGCUGCUACUGUCCUCCGCUCACCUCAACCUCAACGGCCACCAGCUGAACUCGCUCAACUCGGUUGGGCAUCUAGUCGAUAAUCGCCAACUGCAACAAUCCAGCCCGCUCAAUAGCAUUUCGUCCAACUGCCAAUCUGCGUCGAUGCAGGAAACUCUGAUAGCGAGCAGCUGCCCGAACUCCCACAUCAACAGCAUCACCACGACGUCCAACUGCAACGGCAUGGUGCUGAGCGACUGCAGUACGAACGGCCUCAUCAGCAGUCCGGCGAUCGCCCUCAGCCAGCAGUCCCACAUCAGCAACCAGCAGCUCGUUCACCCCGAUCUCAUCGACAUGGUGCCGGAGGAUCUGAACGAUAUCCGGUUCGACGGACUGGAGACGGCUUCGUCGUCGAGCGGAUCGCAUCUGGAGUUCACCUGCCCGACGGAUGUCUCCCGGCUGCUGGACCUCAACAUGCAGUACGACCUGAACUAGGUUUGCCUGGUCGUCGAGUGGGUGGGGUAAGAAAAGAAGAGAGAGAGACAGCAAAGGAACAUCGAUUUGAGAAACCAAAAAAUUAAGUGCUUUAUUGUGAGAGAGAGAGAGAGUGAGUACGAGGAGGAGAGUCAGGUUUAUCGAGAGACAGAGUGGUAGCGAAAGGAUGUUUGUUUUAAUCAUAUAAGAGAGUAAGUUUUAAAGUGGGGGACAAAUCGAAAAAAAAAGUAAUUUAAAAAGUGUUGUGAUGAGGGCGAAAUUGAAAAGUUUCCUUUUCCGUUUUUUUAAUGAGAGCUGAAGUGGGGCUAGUGAAAAAGUUAAGACAAAUGCGGUUUUUAAUUAAUUGAGAAGUUGGGCAUGAUGGAGAAAAAUCUGAAAAAAUGUAGGGGGAGAGAGAGAGAUGACGGAGUAGCUAUGAGACGAGUACCGUACAGUCCCAAGCUCCGGCCAGUUGGUAACAUGGAGAACGCAAGAAAUUACAAUAUUUUGACUUGACAAAACUAUUGAGCCAUCAUUUGAAUGGCAAAACUGUGGAUGGAAAUUGGUAAACUGCUGGUGGGAAUCGCUUCCGAAACAGGAAAAAAAAUACCGGGAAAAGUUUUAUGAAUCCCCAUUUUCCUGCUUUUAAUUGAUGACUGCAACACGCUUUCGUCUUCGCCCAUUCUGUCGUCAUUGAGUUUUGCAAAAGUUUUCCAUCCUUUUUUCGGUCAAUAGAAAAGACCUAUUAAGAACUGGAGCGGGUGGCCAAAGGAGGAAAUGUGUUGUGGCAUUUUCCAUUAAGUCAUUACAUCAGUAGCUUGCCUUUCUUUCGCUGUUGAUUCUGUAGUAAAAGUUUGCGCACAGCAAUUGAAAUGCCGGACCGUUUCCCAUCAAAUCAUCUUGAAUUUGAUGAAGAGAACGGGAAACAUUAGUCCACCACCCACCCCAGCCAGUGCCGGGAAAAACAAACACACCGGCAGCAGCUUUCCAGGAGGGGCGAUUGUUUAGACAAUCGAAAGUCCCACGAGGAAAUUGAUCAACUGAUAUUGUUUUUCCCCUCUCGGUGAACCUUCUUGGGGAAUGUUUUUGUUUUUCAGCACUUUCACACGCGCCAGGCGCGGGACAAUCUCACGCGAUGGAAGGAAGAUGAACCGAGAGCGAAUCAAACGGAUCCCAUCUGCUAUCAAUAAAACUGAAUUCAAUGGUACGGAAAAGACCUGAUUUUGGAGGAGUGAAGCAAGAAAAGAAUCCAAUCCUCGGAGUUUGAGCUAUCACAAGGUUAAAAUAUGACGACAAAAAAAAAACUCCGAACGAUCUGAAUGGUGAACAGAAAAAAAAAACGAAAUAUGAUUAUUGAAUGAUUUUCUGUUUUGUUCGUCGUUCGCGUUCGGUUGCGUCCUACUUGCGUCGAUUCGACACUCAUCCGUCGUCGCGAGUCGGAGGAAAUGCUUGAUUUAUGUUUUGUUGCAUAAAUCAUGAAUCAUGAUCCUAUUAAAAGGAGAGUUUAAACGGCGUUUGGGUUUGCGAGCGGUGGGGAUUUUUCGGAACAUUUUCGAAUGAUGAGCUGGUGCCGUGCUACGAAUGACGAUGGGCCGCCCGAUCUGAAUUGUUGGGAGAGUGCAGAAGAAUACGGAAUCAGUUAUCGAUUGUGCUUUUGGCAGCUUUUUCUCGUUUUGCUGUCACUCGACUGUGUGAACAGAAGAUUUUCUUCAAUCGUCCGAUUGUUGAAGAGAUUUUGUUCGUUCAUGGCUGGCGGAGCUGAUGAAGGGCAUCUUUUUUAUUUCGAAGCAAUAGCAGGACUAAAGGGGCAUUGUUCGCACUUCUUAUUUUCAUAUGAUGCCAUUGAUGAAUGGAUCAACCAGAUCGAAUCUAUACCUAUUUUUUCGGAUUUGCUUGCAGCAGCUCAAAUAUGACACAAGUCACAGGAACUUGUUAUUAUCAAGUGUGUUGCUUGAGGUUGAAGUUUGGCAAUCGUAUAUGUGUAUUCGGUUGCGUUUGAUGAAUAACUUUCCGCGAUUUCUUCCAUUUUUUUUUUCCAGAAACUUCUCCAGAAGUUCUUGCAGUGAUUCGUCCACAAACAAAAAAUCCGGAAUAUUCCUCGGCAAAUUAAUUCCAGAAUCGAAACUUGAUCAGAGCUCCGGAGAGAAACUCCAAGAGAAAAAUAUUAGGGACAGACAUUUAUGAAGGCAUUCAAGAAUUCCUGGAGAAACUUCUGAAGGAAUUCCUAAGCAAAUUGUAUGAAGGGAAAAAUUCCAGGAGAUGAAAUUCGCGAAGGAAUGCUUGCUGAAAGAAUUCUACCUGGGUUGGAGUUCCUGAAGGACUUUCUGGAGGAGUUUCUGAUGAAUUGAUUGAAGGAACUUCUGAAGAACCUCAAAAAGGAGCUUCUGAAAGACCUACUAAAGGGGAGGAGUAGAUCCUGAAAAGUAUCCUGGUGGAGCUCGACUGUAGAUUCUGGCGAAAGACCUAUUGGCAGACUCUCUAAAGGACCUUCUAGAGGAGCGCUUGGAGGAGCUCCAGGAGGUAUUUCAGAGGUGAGCCAGUCUAGGGCUGCAAGUCUCUUCAAUAGAGAACAAAAAAGCUCCUGGAGGCCAUUUUGAAUGACCUACUGCAGGUCCUUCUGGUGGAGCUUCAGUAGGUCCUCCUAGAGAAGUUGUAAGAGGACCUCCUAGAUAGCAUUCUUGGGGACCUCCUGGAGUACCCACUGAGUUUUACAGGGAAUACAUCCAGGUGUUCUUUGGAACAUACUUCGAAAUUUGUCCCGAAGGAUUCCAGAAAGAAACUCUUCGGGGAAUCCUUGAAGGAAUUCUCUAGGAACCUCCUGGAGACAUUUAUGGAGCAGCUUCGGAUGAAAUUCAUUCGGAAACUUAUGAAAAAAAUCCUGGAGGAAUUGAGUGAAGAGGACUUCGGAGAACUUCUGAAGUAACUUGCGAAAAAAAUCCUGUUUGAAUGCAAUUCCUUCUGAAAUUGCUUAAGCUCACUGAGGACUUUCAGGACGAGAUUCUGAUGAACCUCCUGAAGGACCUACUGGAAAGCUCCUGAAAGCCCUUCGGGACGAGCUCCUAAAAAAGCGCCUGAAAAAUUUCCUUGAGAACCUUCUGGUGGACCUCCUGGAGAUGCUCCUGAAUGACCUCCAGGAGGAUCAUCUAAAGAAGCUCCAGGAAAACCUCCUUGAGGACCCCCUGGAGGAACUUUGGGGGGACCUGUUGGAGGAGCUUCGGGAAGACCUACUGGAAAAUCUGCUGGAGGAGUUCCAGAAGGACGCAGCUUCCAAGAGGCCCCAUUGAGGAUCCUCUGAAGGAGCUUGGGAGGACCUCUAAGUGGAGCUGCUGGAGGACCUCCUAAAGAAAUUUCGUAGGACACUGCAGGAAGAAUUCCUAGGGGAGUUCCUGGAAGACAUACUGGAAGAUCUUUUAAAGGACCUUCUGGUAGAGUUCAUGGUGAACCUCCUGGAAAAGUUCCUGGAGAAUUUCCUGGAAGAGUCCCUAAAGGACUUAUACCUUAUGAUGGAGCUCCUAGAAAACAUACUAGAGAACAUACUUCUCCUGGACCUCCUGGAGAACCUACUGGAAAAGCUCCAGAAAGCCCUUCUUAACGAGCUCCUGGAAAACCGCCUGAAAAACUACCUGAAGAAUUUUCCUGAGAACCCCCUGAGAAGACCUGGUGGAGGUGAUCCUGAACGACUUCCAGUAGAAGCCCCCGAAGGACCUCCUUGAGGACUCACUGGAGGGGCUUCGGGGAGACCUACUGGAAAAAAUGCCGGAAGAGUUCCAGAAAGGCCUCCUAGAGGAGCAGCUGGAGCAUCUCCUGGAGAAGUUCCUGAAGGACCCCAUGUGGACUCCCUAAAGGAGCUUCGGGGACCUCUGAGUGGAGUUGCUAAAGGACCUCCUGAAGGAGCUGCUAGAGCAUUUUCAGAAGGACCUCCUGGAGGAACUCUCGUUAGACCUUCUUGGAGUCCUCCUUGAGGACCCACUGGAGGUGCUUCCUUUGAAACGGGAGCACCCCCUGGACGACCUCCUGGAUAAACUCUUGAAGGACCUCCCAGAGGAAUUUCUGUGGGAACUACUGGAAGAGCUUCUGAAGGACCUCCUAGAGAAUCUCCUGGGGAACGUCCUAGAGGAUCUCCUGGAAGGGCCUCUUUAAAGAUAGUAUUUUAGAAGAGCUCCUAGAAUAACUCUUGGGAGCAGCUCCUGGACUUCAGGUGAGGAAUUUUGCAACUUAAGUCUGUUAAUUUGGUUAUUUAAACAACUGGAAUUGAGCAUAACAUUUAUAUGCGGAAUUAGUGCUCGUCAAGCCUCAAUACAAUUCUGUUGGAUGAUAUCAAAACAUUUGAUUUUGAACAGAUUUUUUAAGCAUAUCAUCGACUGACAUCUCAGUUAAAUCAUUUAUCUUAUAUAUUUUUCGUACACCGGGUCAUCUCUUACUUCAGCUUUCACAAUAUACAUUUUUUUCUUUUGUUUAAUUCAAAUUUCGUUUUUCGAUUUCAUCCAUGUUUCUGUAAAUAUUGUAGCAUAGUUUCCCAUUGUGUAGAAAUAAAAUACAAACAUACACACUUAUUUAAUUAUUUUGUUUUCUUUGUAUGUCUUGUGUCCAACUGAUUUGAUCCCACCUUGCGCUCUUUUUCUAAGUAUUUUGUGUAAUGUUCAAAAUUUCCUAAGAAAUAAAAAAAAACAAAAUUUAACAAAAAAUUAAACCAAGGUUAAUGCAAACAAAAACUGUAGAUAUAACGAAUAAGAAGAAAAGCUGAAUGUGAUUAAAAAGUAAUGGAAUACAAAUUCCGCAACCAGUCGGAAGUUUUCUGCGACAUUUAAUGGUAAAUUUAAAAGAUUGAGUAAAAAAACCUUACGAUGAAAAAACAAAAGGUAUAAAUUAUCAACUCAAAAGUAAAAAACAACACAUACACACAUACAUUCACAUACACACACUCACACAAAUACAUGCAACUUUCUGUUGUACUGUUGGAACACAUUUUAAUAAACGAGUAUAGAACCAUAGGAAAUAAGUUAGCGCAGGCGGUAGAGUGAACUGAGCAGAACGCAGUUGAAAUAUUUUCUAUUUGGUAGGAGUGAUGCGAGCAGCACACAUAUAAUGGCGUAAAAUACAUUAAAAUAUACACAACACUAUAUUAUUGUGGUUAUGAUAA
Messenger RNA from Armigeres subalbatus, 7453 nucleotides. RefSeq lists its product as uncharacterized. The transcript is spliced from 3 exons. The record is from RefSeq and is a predicted model, not a curated record. Gene Ontology annotation, molecular function: DNA-binding transcription factor activity, RNA polymerase II-specific; RNA polymerase II cis-regulatory region sequence-specific DNA binding. Gene Ontology annotation, biological process: positive regulation of transcription by RNA polymerase II; cell differentiation; anatomical structure morphogenesis. The coding region runs from base 466 to 2334 and encodes 622 amino acids. NCBI's taxonomy places the organism in Eukaryota, Metazoa, Arthropoda, Insecta, Diptera, Culicidae.